Trichoderma asperellum CBS 433.97 is the source of this 2072-nucleotide messenger RNA. RefSeq lists its product as uncharacterized. The record is from RefSeq and is a predicted model, not a curated record. Lineage: Eukaryota; Fungi; Ascomycota; Sordariomycetes; Hypocreales; Hypocreaceae. Gene Ontology annotation, molecular function: U4 snRNA binding; protein binding; U6 snRNA binding. Gene Ontology annotation, biological process: mRNA splicing, via spliceosome. Gene Ontology annotation, cellular component: U4/U6 x U5 tri-snRNP complex.
CAGGAAAUGAUGUAGAAACAAAUAUGGAGGAGUCCCGGUGGGCAUGGUGCAUGUACGUGAGCAUUGUGCUUGCAUAAAAGCUGAAGUGCUCUGUGUACUAUUUCUUCUUACAUAAUCAAGGCCCGCCAAUGGGCUGUGGUUUCAAUUUUCUAGAGCUCCAAGCUUAGGCAAGACUCACGAUGGCACAGAGCCACCACUUCGCCAUUUCAACGACAUCCAGAGCUGCCUUGCUGUCCGGCCAAUGAAUACACCACAAUAAUCUUUAAUAUUUAUUCCAUUUCCUUGAUUGAUCCUCUAAACUGAGUCCCUAUAUCCACAUCUCGGCUAUUCCUCUCGUUAUUCAACAAAGAGAGCACGCUCUCAUCACGACAUACCACCUUUACCUUCUUCAGACUCAAUUUCCAAGAUGAUACAUCCGUCACGGCAAGCAUACGUGGAGGAAGCAGAGCAAAGCACGGGCAUUGCUCUGGAAGACCUCCCAGAAGAUCAUGACUACGAAAUGAACAUGGGCGAUGGCGCCCCGCCCGAAAAGGCGUCUGCCAUCCUCAGCCAGUUCAAUCGAAAACGACUUGCUGCCACCAUUGCUGUCCCUACCGACGAUGGCCGAGUUCGUGCCAGGUUACGGGAAAUGGGAGAGCCCAUGACGCUCUUCGGCGAAGGACCAGCCGACCGCCGAGACCGACUGCGAGAGCUUCUCACGAUACAGGCAGAAAUGGCUGGGCUUGAGAGCGGCGACAUAACCAUGGAGGAUGCCGACGAAGCAGAAGAGGAGGAGCAAGAGGAGGAAUUCUAUUCGAGAGGAGGCCCCGAGCUACUACAAGCCCGCAUCAACAUAGCAGAAUUCUCGUUGCCCCGGGCAAAACGAAGGACGGCGUUCCAGAAAGCAGAAUCUACAAUCCCCUUGCGGACACAUGUCAAGUUCCGGAAGCAAAUCAAGGAGCGAUUACAGACAUUUGAGCUGCAAGGCAGUCAGACUGUUGGCGAGAGGCAUAUAAGCAUGACGAGAUUCUCUCCCAACGGAGAACUGGUCGCUGUUGGUAACUGGGGUGGUCAAGUCAAGCUGGUUGAGAUACCAAAUUUGACGGAGAAGAUGAGCUUCCGUGGGCAUACCAAUAAAAUCAGUGGCCUCUCGUGGUUUCCUGGAGCUACCUUGCCUGAGAGCGGAGUUUCCCCAGACUCUGUCAACCUUGCCUCGGGCGGUGCCGAGGGAAUGAUCCAUGUAUGGUCUUUAAACCAAGACACCCCCUUGUCAAGCUUCAAGGGGCACUCGCAGAGGGUUUGCCGAGUGGAGUUUCAUCCAUCUGGCCGGUACCUCGCAUCUGCUUCGGAGGAUACCUCAUGGCGACUCUGGGACGUGGAGUCAAAUGCUGAGCUCCUGCUUCAAGAGGGCCACUCCCGUGGCGUGUACGCCAUUAGUUUUAACACGGAUGGCUCUCUACUCGCUAGCGCCGGCCUGGAUAGCAUUGGAAGAAUAUGGGAUCUGCGGUCAGGACGCACUGUAAUGAUUCUCGACGGUCAUAUGGAUGGACACAUCAAGCCAAUACACGCUUUGGACUGGAGCCCCGAUGGACACCGAGUUCUGUCCGGCUCUGCUGAUGGGUGGAUCAAAUGCUGGGACGUCCGGAAAGUACAGAGGUCUGGUGGCAUUGGUGCUCAUAAUAGCGCUGUUUCCGACAUGCGUUGGUUCAAGGGCUUGGACGACCCUCUACUCGGAAUUCCACCGGGACAAGACGAGAAGGGAAUGCAGCUACCGAAGAAGGCAGGGACAUUUUUCGUCUCUAGCGGAUUUGACCGAAACGUGAAGAUCUUCUCAGCUGAUGAUUGGACCUUGGUGCAAACGCUGAGCGGGCACACUGCUCCCGUUGCCAGUGUAGAUUACAGCAGAGAUGGACGGUGGAUUGUAAGUGGAGGGCACGACCGCACAGUGAAGCUUUGGGGAAGAAGUGACGGCGAGGCGAUAUAGUCAAGAUUUCUAUACUUAGAUUUUGAGUGGAAUAAUUGGAAAAUCGGAAUUGAUACCCAGGUUGGCAAAGCAAAUAACAAUUACCUACUACUACAUACAUGAUGGCAAG